CCUCGGUCAACUUCGACACUUUUCAACCCAACUAGACUUGUGCUCACAAACAUGGCAACAUCAACUUCAAUGUUUCUGACUUGUUCAACCAUGAACAUACCUUUACUAAAACCUCUCUUAAUCUCCAAUUACCUUUGACUAAUAAUCACAAAAACCAUGGAUCACGAUCUCGACAAAUUCCCUUUACUCUCUUACGUCCUUCAUCAACAUGACUCCAAUCUCCACGCGCCGCCGUCUAUGGCCGCGCAAGAAACUCUCCUUCCUUCUUUUCCUCUUCUCUCCAAUCCAGAAAUCAUGUCUAUGUUGACUCAAUCCAUCCCCACAACGAUCACACAGACGCUUUUCGUCUUCAACUCUCUCGGCUCUCGACCUGAUCCCUUAGCGGUUUCCUCUGCUCGAUUCAAGAUCGCUCAAAUUAUGGAUUCGCUCUCGCCGGAGGAAGCAGCGAAGGAGUCGGAGAUUUAUGCCGGGGUUGUGCGGUUGGAUGAAGUGCACGAUAGUUACGAGAAGAAGUUGAAGGAUACAGAGGAGGAGCUUUCUAGGGUUUAUUCUACGGAGGUGGAAUCGAUGUUGAGAAGCGGUGAAGAAGUGAACGAGAAGGUUCUUGCGGUGCUCAAGGAGGCGGAAUCCGGCGGAACCGUUGAGAGGAUUGAUCUCUCCAGCCAAGAACUUAAGCUUAUCCCUGAAGCUUUUUGGAAAGUAGUUGGCUUAGUAUACUUGAAUCUCUCUGGCAAUGACUUGACGUUUAUACCGGAUGCAAUCUCGAAACUCAAGAAGCUAGAAGAGCUCGAUGUAUCUUCAAAUUCUUUGGAAUCUCUUCCUGACUCUAUAGGGAUGUUGCUUAACCUUAGAAUCCUUAAUGUGAAUGCGAACAAUCUAACCGCACUCCCUGAGAGCAUCGCGCAUUGCAGGUCACUAGUUGAGUUAGAUGCAAGCUACAACAACUUGACUUCAUUACCUACAAACAUUGGAUACGGAUUACAAAACCUCGAGAGAUUAUCGAUCCAGCUGAACAAACUCCGUUACUUUCCAGGUUCGAUAAGUGAAAUGUAUAAUCUAAAGUAUCUUGACGCACACAUGAACGAGAUCCACGGGAUACCAAACUCGAUCGGGAGACUAACGAAACUUGAGGUUCUAAACCUAAGCAGCAAUUUCAACAACUUGAUGGGUGUCCCUGACACUAUCACUGAUCUAACUAACCUGAGGGAGCUUGAUCUAAGCAACAACCAAAUCCAAGCUAUACCAGACUCAUUUUAUAGGCUGAGGAAGCUAGAGAAACUGAACUUGGACCAAAACCCGCUUGAGAUCCCAUCUCAAGAAGUGGCUACUCAAGGAGCUGAAGUUGUUAGAGAGUUUAUGAGGAAGAGAUGGGGUGAUAUCAUGGCAGAGCAGCAACAGAGGAUUGGCGUUGAGGCUGAGCGACAUGGAGAUGAAAACGGGUGGGUCUAUUGGGGAACCUCCAUGGUUACUAAUCUUGUUUCUGGAGUGACCCAUACCAUUGGAUUUGGAGGAGCAACUAGCGAUGGUGGAGAUAAGAAACCGGGAGACUCGUACUUUUAUCACCAAAUCUGACUUCUGCUAAAUUAUCUUGUAAUCUACACUUUUGUAUACAAAAAUUUGGAGUGACUUUCUUGUGAACUUAUCACUCCUUGUUUACCAUUGCGUUGCGUAGAUUUUGUAACAUAAAAAUAUGUUUUUUUUUUUCCUCUAGACGUUUUCUCACGAAUUAGGACAAAACUCUAUUGCAUAUUAUAUAGUAUCUAUUUGUUUUGGUUCAACUGAUACUAGAAAUAUCAGGGUUUAGAAUUUUUUCUUAAAAUUUUGGUUCGUCAAGUUCCUAACCAUAAAAAUCUUU
Molecule: messenger RNA, 1855 nt
Organism: Arabidopsis thaliana (thale cress)
Lineage: Eukaryota; Viridiplantae; Streptophyta; Magnoliopsida; Brassicales; Brassicaceae
Gene: PIRL2
Product: plant intracellular ras group-related LRR 2
Exons: 3
Coding region: 157-1572 (471 amino acids)
Biological process (GO): microgametogenesis
Source: RefSeq, marked reviewed